GAAGCGGAAGCGCGUGAGUCUUGAAGUGAAGCAUGCAGCUGAAGAGAUGUUCCCUUCAAAGUGAGCAGCAGCUGUUACUUCUCAGUCUGACCCAGAGAACCGCCGGUACCGCUUCUGACGCCGUCUGGACCGACUGGGCUGCUUUUAUCCGCGCUCCGCCGCCAUGGCGCUCAUCAUGGACAGAGAUGCGGCCGUCCUCCAGGGAGCUUUCCUCCAGGCGGAGAAGCUGUGCCUCCCUUCCUCCCUGGCCUCCAUCCGCAAGGCCGACUGGAGCCGCGUCGGGCGCCCCGUGCUGCAGGCGCUCCGGGAAAUCUGCGGCCCGGAUGAAGGCGGCGGUGGGCCCAGCAGCCUCCGGGCUUCAGCGCUGAAGAAGAGGGUGGUCGGCGUCGUGUGGCUGAAGCUGCUGAGCAGGGAAGCCGAGGAGGACGUGGAAACGGCGUGGAGAGAGAACGCCUUCUUCCCCCUCCAGAACGGCCUCCCCGAGCUCAACCACGUGGUCCUGCUGGAGCUGGUGAAGUCGGCCGCGGCUGCGCGCCCCUUCGCCCGGCUCCUCCUCCGCCUGCCGCGGCCUCGGAUCGCCGCCGAGCUGCGGCGGCUGGCCGAGCACGUCGGGAGCGAGCCGGCCGGGGAGGAAGACGUCCGUUUUUUCCUGGAGGUGUGGUGGGAGCUGUGGAGAGGCAGAGGGGAAGUGGACGCAGGGAGCGAAGGGAGCAUGGAGACGAUGUUUGCCGAGCGGUUCGCCCGCCUGGCCUCGGACGCCCCCGGUCUGGCUCCUCACGCCGCCAAGAGGCUGAAGCUGGACUCUGCAGACACCGACGUCCUGCAGGUUCUCCUCCACGCGCUGAGAGACAUGGGCGACCUGCUCUGUUCCGCAGACGCGUGCUUCCAGGCCUUAUCCGUGUCUCUGGAUGCUGUGUACACGUCCUUCCUGAUAAAACAGGAAGUGGUCGCUCCUCUCCCAGAGAAGCUGGACUUCCUGUGUAUGGCGGUCUGCUGCAGAGGAGGGAGUCAGACGCUCUGCCCUGAACUCAUCCAGGACGCUCAGAGAGACCUUAGCGCUUCUCUGUCUCCGUCUCAGUUUGAGCCCAGCAGCAUGGAGCUGCCUGAAGCUCUGAGGAUCAUAACGGAUCUCGCCCGGCGUUGGAAAGACGGAGGUCUCCUGACGGCGGGCGAGCCUCCGACGCCGUGUUACCCCGGCUUCCUGCUGCAGCGGAGCGUCCGGAGAGUCCUGCCGGCUCUGGCCGCAGCUCCUGAGGCUGCGACGGAGGAGGUCCCGCUCAGGGAUCUGCUCCGGUCGCUGGAUCUCCCCGCCGCUCAGGAGGCUCCUGAGAUGCAGGCUGGGGUGACGGCCGCCAUCGUCGCUCACCGCCUGCAGGACUACCAGGACUUCGCCGAGCUGUUGGCGGGCCAGGCGUCCUGGGCGCGCUCCGACGGCUGGGUCCGCUGCCUGGAGGAGAACCAGGCGGCCUUCCGGCGGCCCCCCAGCCUCCGCGGCCUCUCCUCCACCCUCAUGAGCCUCCUGCACGCCGACAGCCCAGACGUGGGUCGCUGCAGGAAGCUGAUGAAGAUCACCGCCGACGUUUUCUCCGCGCUCUCUUUAGAGGACAAGAACCGGGCGCUGGCGGCCAUGCUGGCGUCCUCCAGCAGGGGCUUCUUCGGCCGCCCCGUCCCCCCCGCUGUGACGGAGGGCUUCGAGCAGGAGCUCAACAUGGCCUUCAACUGCAUCAUCCAAGGAGGGGGCGGAGCCUCGGCAGCGGCGUCGCAGGGCAACCUGACCACCGCCGCCUCCUUGGUAGCCAGAGUGGCCUUUCAGAACCCGGAGGCGGCUCUGAGGUCCUGCUGCCACUCGGCUCUCUUCAACCGGGGCUGCGUGUCUCUGAUGGCCAGGAUCCUGCAGCAGCUGCCUGGACUCCUCGCUCAGGGGGCAGGAGGACACCAGGGAGAAGCUGAAGACCACAGCGGGGGUCCUCAAAGCGGGGGCGGUCUGCUCUGCAGGUGUUUGCAGGAGGCGAUGGGGAGCAAAGCCAUGUCGGCCAAUGAAACGCAGCAGCUGCUGCAGUUCCUGGCUCUGCUGAUGGCGCCGUACGGGACAACAGAGGAGGAGCAGAAGCGAAGCUUGCUGUCGCCUCAGAUGGUGGUCAACACCUUCGUCCUUCCCAGCCUCUCCGCUGUGGGUGACCACGGCGUAGACCCAGAGUUCAGCCUGCAGCUCCUCCACGCUGCUCUGGCUGUGGAAGGAGCUCCUUCCCCUCACUGGGUGUUGGGCUGCUCCCCCUUCCCCCUCCUCUUUGUCCUGGCCCAGCUUUACUGCCAGGCGUACAGGUGUUGGGAGGAGCCACCAGAGGGCGCCGUCCACCUGCGCUCCAUGGACACCAAGGAGCUGCUGGUGUCGGUGCUGACCACCCUGGGCCAGGUGGUGGGGGCGGAGGUGGAGGCAGCCCCCAGCAGCUGGUCCAGGGCCCUGUUCUGGCUCUACAACAAGGCCGAGGAGCUGGACUGGACCGUCCGCCUCCACCUGAAGCCGGUGUGGGGACAGCAUUUUAAAAACGAGGUGCCCUCCUCCUUGCUGGAGGUGUGCGAGCUCCCUGAACAGGAGUGGUCCGGCCUGGACCUCCCUGAGUACGGCCAGGGCACGGGUCUGUUAGCCUGGAUGGAGUGCUGCUCCCUGUCCGACUCCCUGCGCUCCACCAUGCUGUCGGGCCUCUCUCUGGACCGCCGCCGGCCCGACCACGUGGCCAUGUUUAGCAAAGGCCUGCUGGUGGCGCUGACGCAGACCCUCCCCUGGUGCUCCGUCUCCCAGUGGGCGCGGCUGCUGGGGGUCCUGCGGGAGCUGAUGGCGUCGGCUCGCCUCAGCGUCCCCUUCUCUCUGGAGUACGUGGACUACCUGCCCCUCCUGGACCUGAGGCGGUUCUCCUGCGAGCUGCGCCUGUCCGUCCUCCUGCUGCGAGUUCUUCAGCUGCUCUGCGGCUCCAGCUGCUCCUCCUGGCUGUCCCCUGACGGCUGGGCUCACGUCUGCAGGCUGUACGCCCACGCUGUGAGGAGCAUGAUGAGCUGCGUGAAAGCCAAGCUGCCGCUUCAUGCUCCGCCCAAAGGUCCUGAUCCCAGAGACCCCGAGCCUUCCACAGAGACGGAGGAAGGUCCUGGGAAAGAUGCAGAGGACUCUCCUGAGGAAUCGGGCGACGCUGCCGUGGAGGAGGAGGCGCACACAGCUCCCAGCCAGGAGGUGCUCUUUGUCCUCAGCCAGCUCUUCUGCCAUGUCCAGCACAUCCAGGUGAUGAUGCCAGGAGGCCAGUCGGAGCCUCUGUUCCUGUGCAGCCUGGAGAUCCUCAGUCACUACGAGGCCAUCAUGGCGGCGUUCCCAGACAGCUGCAGCCACGUGGACAGCGACAACACCCGCCACUUCUUCUCCACCAUCACAGACAACCUGAGCGACCAGCAUAUGAAGGCCGUGCUGCAGCAGAAGAUCGCUCAGCUCGUGUCGUCUGCAGCUUGAUCACACGCUCGGUUUUCUGCUGCUGACGACAUCCUGAAGAUCCUUACAAAAACCACGAGAUGCAUCGAGUUUGGAGAAAAAGCUGUAAAAACUGAAAUCUAGGGAAAUAAAUGUUAUUUUCUAGUGGAGUUGA
Messenger RNA from Fundulus heteroclitus (mummichog), 3626 nucleotides. RefSeq names its product gem (nuclear organelle) associated protein 4 (gene gemin4). The coding region runs from base 164 to 3493 and encodes 1109 amino acids. NCBI's taxonomy places the organism in Eukaryota, Metazoa, Chordata, Actinopteri, Cyprinodontiformes, Fundulidae. Gene Ontology annotation, cellular component: SMN complex. The transcript has 6 exons. Gene Ontology annotation, biological process: spliceosomal snRNP assembly; rRNA processing. The record is from RefSeq and is a predicted model, not a curated record.